GUCGAGUUGACCAUCGACCACAAGGAAUUUGCAGCGCAAGGUAGGUGUAGUAUUGACGCCUCCUGGUCAUAGGCUAAAUCACGUUCACAGCGACGCAGGCUGCGUUCAAUUGUCACUACAAGAGGGAUGCUCACCGCACCCGUCAACGCUCCAUCGACCAGGUGUACGAAGAACACAAUGUACAGAUAUUCAGACGCGUGAAAUGCUACUCACUUCGCCAAGGUCGCGGAUGCACUGUCCAUCGUUGACGAUGAGUGUGCCUGGUCAGCUAUGUCUCCUGGUAUGGCUUGGAUGCCGAGUUCCGACCAUCAGCCUGACAUUGACAUCAUCACUCCAAUGAUUCUUGGCGACAAGUGCUUGGGUCGCCCAGUGAUGAGUGCCACAUUCAUUCAAGUGAGGAUUCGACGGAAAAACGCUCGAGCGCAUAGUAGGUUUGUGGGCAGCCGGCCAGAUAUUACUCCGACAACGAAUCUCGGCUAUCCGGAGAGCAUGGAGUGUUACCAUCGUUCGCGAGAAAGUCCCCUCGCCCAACACUCAAAAUAUCUCAUCCUCAUAGACUGUUUCAUUGAUGGUUGCUCAUCGAACGUAUGUGGCGUGAUAGAACCAGAUGAGAAGAAUCUCUUCGCUGGUUUUCUGGGAUUGAUGGGGAUGUUAAUCAAUAAGACUCAAAACCUUACAACAUCAGGAAAUCAUAAGUUUAAAAGUAAGGUGAGCUGGUGCGCCAGAAUAAUUUGAAGCCGUUCUGGCGCGUUGACUCACUCUGCCCUGACCCAGAAGGAGCCACUAUCUGCCUUCUAUUGGAUCUGACUAUCGGAGACUCACCCUGACAGGGAAACCCAUUGGUGUAUGUAUGAAGACAAGCGCCCAACCAGAAAGUCGGAAAAUCACAUAAGAAUAUUUUCAAG
Messenger RNA from Suillus paluster, 905 nucleotides. RefSeq lists its product as uncharacterized. Lineage: Eukaryota; Fungi; Basidiomycota; Agaricomycetes; Boletales; Suillaceae. The record is from RefSeq and is a predicted model, not a curated record. The transcript is spliced from 2 exons. Bases 271 to 735 code for a protein of 154 amino acids.